Molecule: messenger RNA, 951 nt
Organism: Guyanagaster necrorhizus
Lineage: Eukaryota; Fungi; Basidiomycota; Agaricomycetes; Agaricales; Physalacriaceae
Exons: 6
Coding region: 1-951 (316 amino acids)
Biological process (GO): adenylate cyclase-activating G protein-coupled receptor signaling pathway
Cellular component (GO): plasma membrane
Molecular function (GO): G protein-coupled receptor activity
Source: RefSeq, a predicted model, not a curated record
AUGCCCAGAUCCAAAGGAUACAAAGGGACCCACAUCCUCGGCUACUUUGUAUCCCUUCUCAUCUCCAAUGUCUUUCAAUCAUCCGGUACCGUCAUGAACGCCAGAUGGUUAUCAUUCAACAAUGUCUAUCAGACGGACUUUUGUGCUGCCCAAGGCGUCAUCAAACAAGCCGGAAAUGUUGGCCACGCCGUUUGGUCUCUUAGUAUUUCAAUUCAUUUGUUCAACAUCCUCUUCCUACGGCAGACAUCUAAUCGUGCUGCGUUUGUUGCUGUGCUGAUACUCGGGUGGGGACUCGUCAUUUGCAUUGUAAUCAUCGGCCCCACCACAAUACGAGCGUCGCAUCCGACUCAGUACCCAUAUUUCGGCAUUUCUGGCAGCUGGUGCUGGAUAACCAGCGCCUAUCCCCGGGAACAAAGAUUCCUUGAAUAUUUCUUUGAAUACAUCUCAGCGGGAACCUCCUUUAUUCUGUACACAGCGAUACUAUUCAGGGUCCGUGGCAACCUCAUAUUUGUUUCAGGGAGGCCCCGCCUUCGUUUCGUCCCCAGAGGGCAGAGCUGGAAACUCAGCAUUCUCCGAGACUUUAUUGACUCUUCUAUGUUGCGCGUUGUGCACCAAAUGGUCUGGCACCCGAUUGCUUAUAGCAUGCUCAUCGUCCCUAUAGGCCUCGCCCGCCUUUCCGAGUUUGCCGGGGCCCACGUCCCCGAAUGGGCGGUCCUCUCAACGGCGGUGAUAUUCAACUUGACAGGUAAGCUUCGUAAAGUCCUGCUCCUUGUCGCAACACGCCGCCUCUUCCCGGACACAAAGUCUCUUCCCGAGUUCAAGCCUCGAAAGACCAUUGACUUUUCUAUAUCCGCAUGGAACGGAAUAACUCCCUUUACGUUGACGCAAUGUACGGCAGCGUCAGCGCAACUCUGUCACUCUCCCCGAGACCCGUUCCCGCCUCCAGCUUGA